This is a messenger RNA of Pyricularia grisea, 1178 nucleotides long. RefSeq lists its product as uncharacterized. NCBI's taxonomy places the organism in Eukaryota, Fungi, Ascomycota, Sordariomycetes, Magnaporthales, Pyriculariaceae. The transcript has 2 exons. The record is from RefSeq and is a predicted model, not a curated record. Bases 1 to 918 code for a protein of 305 amino acids.
AUGCCAUCACAAACCAUACACCCCUCCGUCCUCCUCCUCCUCCUCCUCCUAUCCCUCACCGUCCCCACCACAGGCUCAUUCAACUGGGACAUCACGUCCCACGGCAUCGUAUCCGGCUGGCGCUGGGAGAAGCCCUGGCCGCACGACGACUCCUCCCUGAUGCAGUUCGACGAGCUCUGCCGCGCCUCGGCCACCUUCCCGGCCCGGCAGUACAAGUUCUCCGACCUCGACGCCGAUCCCGUCGUCAAGCCCUACGGCCCCGCCAUCCGCGACCUCGCCACCGGCCGCGUCUACCCGGGCAGCUGGGACGGGGUCAACGUCAAGGGUCCGCAGCGGGACGUGCUGCUGGUCGAGUGGGUGCGCAUCCCGCGUCUGGCGAGGGGCUGGAUACAAGCCCAACUCGAGACUGAAGAUGGUCGCAAUAGGCAUUUUUUCAGGGUCGUGGAGAGGAAGGCUGGUGGGGCUGGUGGGGCUGGUGGCAGUAGCGGCGUCGUCGGCAAUGGCGUGACGGACUUUACUGAGGGUUUGCAAGGGGUGAGGGACGAGGAAAAGGUGCUGAUCACGGCGCCGGGGGAGUUGUAUCAGUUUCUGCCUUUGUGGGUGGCCGAGGGAAGCAAAUGCGAAGACACACUCAAAGACUUGACCAGCUACGUCGCCACAAGAGCUAAAGACACGUGCGUCGUAGCCUGGCCGACGGACCACAGCAGACCUCUGCUCGAACAAGGCAAAAAGGACAUCAACUUCACCAUCGAGGCGCGGCUGGUCAGAGAGACCGAGGAUGGACGCACCGCCCGCAUCUUUUGGGAGAAACACCACCAGAACAUGCAGAGGCUGCACCGCAAGAUCGACCGCGAGGAGAGGGCGGCGAGCAGAAAAGGGGUGGAGAGGGAUAGGGCGGCACCUCAUGAUGAGCUCUGAUCUGUCUUGAGUCUGACAGGAGGACCCAGAGGGUUGAUACACGACGUCCGUGUAGAGCGAGACAAGUAAAAUACUUGGAGGCCAUCCUGAUGUUAGGCUUGUAAAGGCGAAUAAAGUCGUGAAGCUCGGCUCUGGGAAUAUAUUGUGCCAAGACAGUUACCACUAGCCAGGCGCAUCAACUCAUUGUUUGUAUAUAAACACAUGAUCCUGGAUCUCGGGCUAACAGAGCCACCAGGACAAAUCUGGCUAAAGACUACCAC